UUUUUUUCUUCAAAUAGGUACGCGCUAACUAGGUUAUGUUACGUCGUCGGCUUGACCCCCCGGCCGACUCGCGCGUCUUCUCUGCAACACUGUCGGAAGUAAAAUAAUUCAGUGAAAAAAUGUCAGUACAGCUAUGAGGAUUUCAGUUUGCCUCGCGCUUACGCUGCUGACAUCGCUGGCCGGCAGUUCUGCACCCAAGAGAAAACUCCAGAUUGGCAUCAAGAAGCGCGUCGAUAACUGCACCCUUAAGUCCAAAAGGGGUGACACCCUGUUCGUUAAUUACGUGGGUACUUUGGAGGACGGAACCGAGUUCGACAAGAGCUCCAAUUACGAGGAUUCGUUUCUUGUAACUUUGGGAUACGGUCAAGUGAUUAAAGGAUGGGAGCAAGGAUUAAUGGGGAAAGGGAGCGCAGGCUACAGCUGCUGGGCUCGUUACCGAGGAACGCGAUGUCGUCGAGCAAGAAGAAGCAGAUGGAGGCCGUGGCCACGUCGAAGAACAACUUCAGGGUGGACCUCGACAGCGAAGCGACGACGGGAUGGAGAAAUCUCUUGGCUUUCUGGAUACUCGGCCUGUGCAAUAACUACGGAUACGUCGUUAUGCUCAGCGCUGCUCACGAUAUUCUUCACGAGCACGACGCCGAAGAGGUGGUAAGCAACAACGCAACGACGAACGCAACGGGUGUCAGGAACUGCAAUACCUUGUCGACGGGGGCCAUACUUCUGGCGGAUAUUCUGCCGAGCGUGGCGAUCAAGCUCACCGCUCCGUUUCUGCCGUAUUUCGUGCACAUGCGAAUGGGCUCGUGCGUCGUCUUCUCGGCAGCUGGAUUCCUGCUUGUCUCGUUGAGCAAUACUCGGUGGCUUGCCAUCACCGGAGUCGUCGUCACGUCGCUCUCGUCGGGACUUGGAGAAGUGACGCUGCUCAGCUACAGCCAUCGGUAUACCAAAAACGUCAUAUCGACAUGGUCGUCAGGAACCGGCGGCGCUGGUGUAAUCGGUGCCGCGAGUUACAUGGGACUUCGCUACUUCUUCACAGCAGCCGAUUCUCUCCUGUUGAUGCUGGUCGUGCCGAUUGUUCAGGCGUUGACUUUCUGGCUGAUAAUGACUCAUCCCGAGCCGAACAUCGCUCUGGUCGUUGAGAGCGGUGGAAUCGGAAGUCAGGAGCAGAUAAUCGAGGCGCCGAAGAUGAGCGUGGGAGAGAAGCUGAAACUCGUGCCGGGACUGAUGAAGUACAUGAUUCCUCUGGGGCUGGUCUAUCUGUUCGAGUACUUCAUCAACCAGGGACUGUACGAAUUGAUUCAAUUUGACAACACGUUCAUCGGACACGCCGAUCAAUACCGUUGGCUCCAGACGGACUACCAGAUCGGCGUCUUCUUGUCCCGAUCGUCGGUCAACUUCAUCUCCAUCAAUAAAAUCUGGCUCAUGUCCGUUCUACAGCUGGCGAACGUCGUCUUGCUGACGUUCGAGGCGGUCUACUGGUACAUCCCCAACAUCUGGAUCGUAUUUGCUCUGGUCCUCUGGGAGGGUCUGCUGGGAGGAGCUGCCUACGUGAACACGUUCUACAGGAUGUCGAAAGAGGUGCCAUGGGAGCAGCGAGAAGUUUCGAUGGGUAUCGCCUCGAUGGCGGAUUCCAUCGGAAUAGCAUUGGCCGGCUGGGCCUCGAUGCCUGUGCACAACGCGAUCUGCAAGCUGCCUUCACCCACGCGACUUGGCAGCUGAAGAGCCGCGAGUAUCCUCAACUUCUGUACAUAGCGAAGACACACGAGGCUGCGCCGAGACGCUCCUCAUCAGAUUGUACUGGUCCACACACGCAUUACCUAUUCCGUUGUACAAAAACAAAACUAAAUACUUUGUCGUGCCGAUGUUUCUAUAUAUGCCAGCUUAGUCUUUGUAACUUUUAUAUAGUUAGAUAGUAUAGGUAUAGAGCAGGAAAAAAGUAUGGACGGACGCGUUGCGAAUGUGUAAGCGAGAGACGCUUUGUUAGAUAGCGACAAAAUAGAGUAUUUUGUUACGUCGACGAGUUUUCUCUGCGUGUUUGAAGAUUAGUAAGAUACAGCGAGUUUGCGCUUUAUACAUUAAGUGCUGUGCUCGCACGAGUGAGUAUAUAUAGUUUGGAACUAUCGUUGCAAAUUUUUUUUCCUGAGAUUGCCGAUAUUUUUUUUUUUUGUUGUAAACUAGUUAGUGGGUGUAUGAAGAUGGGCGUAUUUUUUAUAUGUGUACGCGUGUCCGAGCGAGCCUUGCGAAAAAGAGACUAUCGUUGCGGUGUCUGCGGACGCGGAGAGGAAUAUACAAUAACGGGACCAUUGUGAUGAAUUUUCCGUAUACAGCGUACACAAGAUUUAUCGGCUCGAAAUCCGUGCAGCUAGACGGUGCUUGUAUAGAAGAAUAGUGUCGUGAAAAUUGAUUUAGAUAAAAAAAAAAAACCAACAACCAAAGUAUUACGAGAAUUAAAAGC
This is a messenger RNA of Nasonia vitripennis (jewel wasp), 2452 nucleotides long. It is a transcript of the gene Cln3, whose product is annotated as battenin. The transcript is spliced from 9 exons. Gene Ontology annotation, biological process: lysosome organization; regulation of intracellular pH. The record is from RefSeq and is a predicted model, not a curated record. The coding region runs from base 379 to 1716 and encodes 445 amino acids. Lineage: Eukaryota; Metazoa; Arthropoda; Insecta; Hymenoptera; Pteromalidae. Gene Ontology annotation, cellular component: lysosome; membrane.